Geosmithia morbida is the source of this 3555-nucleotide messenger RNA. Its product is annotated as protein EFR3. The record is from RefSeq and is a predicted model, not a curated record. The coding region runs from base 1 to 3555 and encodes 1184 amino acids. The transcript is spliced from 2 exons. Gene Ontology annotation, biological process: protein localization to plasma membrane. Gene Ontology annotation, cellular component: plasma membrane. Lineage: Eukaryota; Fungi; Ascomycota; Sordariomycetes; Hypocreales; Bionectriaceae.
AUGAACGCCAUACAGCAAAAGUGCCGUCCUAAGCACCAGGUCUUGGUCCUCAAGUGCUACCCACGUGCUUCCAAGACCGCCGUCGACGUGAAGCCGAACAGUAGCGAAUUGAGCUAUCUGCUCUUUUACGCCACCAGCCGACGCUCCAAGAUAGUCAAGGUCGGCGCUUUUCUAGAGAAGAAGACUGCCAGCGAUGUCUGGCGUAUGCGUAUCGGCAAUGUCCAGGUCACCCUCGGUAUCCUGGCCGCACUCCUGGAGAAAUCACACAAGGAUGCCACCCUCAUUGCACCCUGCGUCCUCAAGAUCCUCGACCUUAUCCUCCACUCCAAAGAUAUCACCAUGAUCGAGUCGUCCUUACUCACCUUUGAGGCCUUCUGCCGCCACCACGACAGCUCGCCCCUUUUUGGUGAACGCGAGUAUUCUCGCCAGUACGAGGCCAUCGUCCGGUCCUAUGCGGCGUUGGCGUCCACGUCUGCGAAUCCGCCAACCACCGGCGCACCCGUCAGCCGGCCCAUGCACGUUCGGUGGAGGAGCGUCGGCCUCAAGGCUAUCAGGAGCGUGGCCUCCUCCGAGGCCCUGGCUACCGUCACUGGCCGUCAGAUCGACGUCAUCAUCCCCGCCAUCGUCGAGAACAUCUGGAACGAGAAUAUCGACGAUGCCGGCCGCCAGCACUGGAUCGAGUCCGUCCUGCACCAUAUGGAAUCCGACGACAAGGCCGACUUGGAGAAGCAGCAGUCGCGCCGCCGCCAGAGCGCAGCCACAGCCGGCACCGUCGACGAGGGUGACGAGUCGCGCCUCGCCGACCUUUCCAGCACCGCAAACGACCUUGACAAGCACGCCGAGGAGGAGAUUGGCGUCUUGGCCGCGCACUGCCUCAAGAACAUCUUUGAGGUGCCGAACCGGUCGCAGAUCCAGGGUGCCACCGCCUCGCUGCUCAAGUUUGUCCUCGAAAAGGUCCACAUGGGCAAGUCCGUCCUUGACCUCGGAGAGCCUGGGACCCACGACAGUGGCUGGGCCAUCACCCUGCUCAACACUGUCGCCAAAUGGGCGCCCGUGCAGGACCGGUUCGUCAUCCUUGUCGUGGCUUUGGAGACGCUGAUCCGCUGCCCCGUCAGCGACGAAGGCAUGGGAAAGCAGAUGGUCCUGGUCGCCAUGGUUGGAGCGCUCCUCAGGUCCAAGGUCAACCUCAUCGGCCUGAGUGUCAUGGACAUCCUUCUCGGCCUCGUGAGGCAGUUGAAGAAGGUGCUCUUCCCAGCGGCCAACUCGCAACCGACCGGCGCAGCAGCCAUGUCCGAAAAGAGGCCCGGUAGCGAUGACAGCCUCCCUCCGCUGUCGCCGGCUUCCCUCGAGUUUCUUCGGCGCCUGGAGCAGUGUCUGGGAGACCUGGCCACGCACGUCUACUAUGCUGAUCAGAUAACGGACAUGAUCGAAGCCAUCAUCGCUCGCAUCACUCCCAGCCACUCGUCCAGCAUGACGUCGACACCGCUGGGCGGGCAAGGCGAAAAGGCCGAGGCCAACGACGACUCCACUCCGGCACCCGGCACAUCCGCACAGAACUUGGGUGGCGAGAAGCGCACCAGCAUCGACGCCUACUUCUCCCAUACCAGGGGACGCGCCUGCGGCCUGAGGGUCAUCAAGGCCAUCCUGCUGGUUGCUAACCCCGAGACCAAGAUCAGUGGGAACCUCAAGAUCUCGCGCAACCGCGUUCCGUUGGAGGUCUGGGAGGGAACGCAAUGGCUCUUGCGGGACCCCGAAGGUGCGGUCCGCAAGGCGUAUGUCGACGCCAUCUCCACCUGGCUGGAUCGCGAGACCACACCGGGUGACAUGAAGGCAAAGGACGACGGUUCAAGCCGAAGUCGGGCUACGGGUGGCGGCGCCGAGCACGCCGGUGGUCGCCGCGUCGUGUCUGCUACGUCAAACCGAGACCGCAUCGUCAGGAAUGCGCGCACGUCGCAGUUCCUGCCUCUGCUACACAUCUCCGUGUACGACAACGCCCUCCAGUUUGUCGACUACGAGGCCGACAUUGCGCUCCUGCACGCCCUCCUCGCAAGGCUGGUCCUCCGCCUGGGCGUCAAUGCCGCGCGCUACGGCAUCCCCAUGAUGUACCAGCUCCAGGAAGAUAUCCAGGAGGUCGAGGAGCCCGCUAACAAGGUCCGUAUUGCUGCCAUGUGCCAUGGCUACUUUUGGGUCCUCUCGGAGAAGUUCGACUUUGAAUCCUCGGUCGUCGGCCGGGCUAUCCUGAACGAGGUGUCGAGGAGGCGCUCCAAGGGGUUCUGGGUCGAAGGUAUCGAGGUGCCGCCGCCCCCCGUCCAGACGCUGAGCCUGCCGGGACAGACGACGGCGUCGAGCCAGACGUGGGAUCUGGAGACGCUGGAGAGGGAGGAGCUCUUGCCGUUUGAUGACAGGAUCUCCCUGGUCGAGUGCAUCGCCACGCACUACUCGGAGAUGAGCCUCUCGCCGCCCGGGAGCCCAUCCCUGGCGCCCUCGCGGACCGCAUCGGGGCCCACCCUCGGGGCUUCGAUGGGCGGCGACCACGGGCAGAGCCACCAGCAGGAUCUCCCCACCAGCUACCGCGAGGACAUGCUCACAGAGUGGUCGCGAGACGAGACGGCCGCGACGCUGGCUUCGGCGGCCAAGGCCGAAUCGCUCAACGGCUCGCGGAGCAUCACCGCGGGCACCAACCGCAACAGGCUGACGAUCAGCACGGCCGCCGGCGUCAACGGCAACGGCCAGGGCCUCAUGGUGCCCUACGGCAGCCCGCGCAACUUCCGUCCCACGUCGGCCCGGGUGCCCGGUGAGCGCGACCGGUUCGCGUCGCCAUCGUCGCGCGGCCAGGGCAAGUCGAGCAUCCGCAGCGGCAUAACCCCGUCCGACUCGGGGGUGACCGGAGCAGCCAUCGCGUCUGUGGACCAGCUCAAGAUGAUUCUGUCGGGUAGCCUGUCGACGCAAUCGCUAGCUAUGAAUGCGGGCGCGUCCGACGACAGUGACGACAGCGUCGUGAGCUACGACUACAGCCCAUCCGAGGCCAGCUUCAACCCGCCCCGCAGGCCGCACACGAUGGACCAGCAGCCGCAGCCGUACGUACCCACGGACGGGGAUGCGGACCCAGUCUCGCCCACGACGACGACGACGACGACGGCUGGCGCCCCCGGACCCACUCCUCAGAGAUCCGCAUCCAUGUCUCGCCAGGGACCCUUAUCGUCCAACCCGCCUCACCGGCGCACGCCCACCUGGGAUAACGACAAUGACGAGCUCGGGAACGGAGGUGCUCCGCCGCCCGUGCCGGUCCUCCCCUCGGGUGUUGCCGGCGCUGACACGUCGGCCGCGCACGACUUUGCCCACGCAGCACCAUCAGGCAAGGUGCCUCAGCGCAGGGUGAGCAGCCGCGGACGCAGCAGCGUCAGCUCGCGGCACGGAGGGGAUGCGCCGUCCAUUCUCAUGGGCACGGAGCAGUCCGGACAUGUGAGGUCCAUGGACCUCCAGGAUCUGCUGAGGGGUCUCGAUAGCCAUUCUGGUGAGGGGAGCUUGGGCAACGUUACUAAACCGCCCUAUUGA